GUUUCAUUUAUUUACCAUUAUUAUUAUUUUGUAAACAGAAAACAAACAGAAAAUCUAUCAGAAAAGCACAAUAAGACGUUUAAUGAUCGUCAGUGGAAAGUUUCACCAGAAGUCCUCAGAGAAGAGUUUAACAAGUAAAAGGAUCCAUCCCUCCACCCCCUCCCUCCACCCCCCGUCCCAUUACACACUUUCUCUGAUUAUGAUUUACUGGGAGUAGCGUGUCCUGGUCACUGAAUGGCGAGUUACAGGGCAAUCAGUCUGUAUAACAGGCAGAUCAUCAGCAUCCCAGGCUGUCCCAGCCCUUCCUUCCAGGCACUUCCUUAUUUCCUCUCUACUCCUGCGCUGCUGGGAGGGCUGAGAGUUUAUAAAGCACAAACUUCUGAAAUAUGACACAGAUCUCAGUGAGUGAAGAUCAGCAGUUCAACAAUUUGGACACUCACUCCUCUGCAGCUUGGUGGAAAAGCCAGCCUUCUUGUCCCCAGACUUGUGUCAGCUGGAACACUGAGAUACAAUGUUGUUGAUUUUCCAGACCUUUUUGGGAAUCCUUGCCUCAGCUCAGUUGGCAAAUCUGGCUCCCUCUGAGCAGCAAUCUCCGGACUUUGUAUGCAUCAAUAAGUCGUGUUAUGUGAUAUCAUGGAACAGCAAGAAGUAUCAGGGGGCCAACAAGUUGUGCAAGAAGCAGAAUGGACAGCUGAUGGAAGUGAGGUCCUCAGUGGAGGCUGAGGUCAUCAACAUUCUAAUGGAGAAGGCUGAGAGAGAGUCCAGCAGGGUUUGGAUUGGACUGGAGUUACCUCCUCGCCUACAAUGCACAGAUCUCAGCAAACCUUUGAGAGGUUUUACCUGGACCACUGGUGACAGUAACACAGAUUACACCAAGUGGAAGGACAAUGAGAGGAAGUGUGGACCUCGCUGUGUCUCUGUCAACGAAAACCAAACCUGGGAAGAAUCAAACUGCGAAGACAAAACAGAUGGAUUUGUGUGCGUACUCAGUUUCCCCCAGUCCUGUUCGCCCAUACCCCCGUCUGAAUGGUUUGAUGUUACUUAUGAAACACCUUUUGGGUUGAGUGAUGGUAGCUCUUUGUUUCUGCCUCCAGGCACCUCUGCUUAUGUAUCAAAUAUCGCCUUCCCUCUUGUGUGCAAUAACACUGGAAAUGGCACUAUGCGGUGGACCUCUGAGACACCUGGAGCCUGGAACUGUGUGGUAGAAAAUGGGGGCUGUGAGUUUAUAUGUGAUGGUAUGGAGACACCAGUUUGUCAAUGUGAAACUGGACGUUUAUCCCUCAAAGAUGGUAGAACUUGUACUAGGCCAUGUGACUCCAACCCUUGUGAGCAACAAUGUGUCCAGAUGCGUGAAUCUGAAUACCAGUGCAUGUGUGAUGAGGGCUAUAAGUUAGUGAAUAGGACCAGGUGUCAAGAUAUUGAUGACUGCGGAGCCCACCCUGAUAUCUGUGACCAGAUCUGCAUCAAUACCCCUGGUAGCUUCCUCUGCAAGUGCCACCCAGGCUUUGAGAUGAUAGAUGGGCAAUGUGAAGACAUUGAUGAGUGUGACAUGAGUAUAUGUGAGGACCAGUGCAACAAUACAUAUGGUAGCUAUAGCUGUAGCUGCUCAAGUGGUUAUAUAGUAGAUGAUAAAAACCCCAAUAAGUGCAAGCAAUUCUGUGGUCAGCGGUCCUGUGAAGCUUUGUGUGAUCCAAAUGAUGGCUUAUGUAAUUGUCCAGAUGGGUACGUUCUGGAUGACUUGGGAGCAGAAGGCAAGUUCUGUGUUAAAAUUGACGAAUGCGAUUCUGAACCUUGCAAAGGAAUGUGUAUAAACAACCAUGGAUCUUUUGAAUGCAUUUGCCCAGAGGGCUUCACCCUAGAGAAAGACACAUCUUGCACCUUAAAUGAUGGACCAACAACAGAAAUGCCCCCCAUCCCAACUAAACCACCAACCCCUGAAAGCCUUACCCUCCAACCAGCCAUGCUUCUUGGCAUCUGCAUUGGCAUCUUGUCCAUGCUUACUGUUAUCAUAGCUAUCAUAUGUCAUAUGGUGAGAAAACACUACAUGGACAACCAUGCAAUGGACUACAAUGAGAAAAGUCUUGAGAAGGAGGUGGCAUUGCAACAAGUCAAGACAGUGCCCCAACACAAACUCUGAGAACAGGGGGGGGGGGAACUCUCUCAUUUGCUAGGGAGGGUGAAGACUAUGCAGGGUUUCUGAACUGGAAAAGGUGCCUCUGCUGAAACCAACAGGAUCAUUUCAAAUGGGCAAGUAGGGGGUUAACAAAAAAAAAGUAGAAAAAGGGUGAAUACAUGCACUCAUCUCCUAUGAUGCCUACUCUCUUAUUGCUCUUUGUUAGAGAUUGUAUUACAACAUGGGCAGGGAAUUACUAUUUCAAAGAAUAAAUAGGAAGUUUCAGUGUUAUGCAGACUGGUACUGGGACAUUAAAACUUCAAUGACAGAGUAAUGAGUUUCAAAUUCCUAUGUGACUAGAAGGUUACAUUUUGGGCAACUUUUUCAGUAUGAGGAGUAGAAUUAGAAAAGAUUGGAGUGUCUUGAUAUUUACAAUGUUUCAAUUUCCUAUGACUUGUGUAGAGGAUACAUUUUGGACAAAUGUUUCAAUGUGAGCAAAAAAAAUCAUGGGUGAGUUAUUUUAUUAUUAAAUUUACUAGAUUAAUUCAGUGUAAUAAUUGGGCAGAUGGUAGACCCUCUCCAAAUAUUGUAGAACUCCAACUCCCAUGAUGCUUUACCAGUCAUACGAAUAGGACACCAUAAUGGGAGUUGUAAUCUUUGCUAGCUAGGAGUCUACCUUUUGGCCACCUGUGCUGUGAAACAUGGUGAUCCAAUAUGACAAAUAAUUACAGGCAAUAGGAGGUGACUGGACAUUUAGGCCAUUAAGCAGUUCUCACCACAAGUGAAAUCCUAGGUAGAAAUAAAUGUAACUAUUUAAUAUUUGCAUUUGUUUUCACAACCCAUGUUCCAUUGUUAUUCCAUGUGUCCAGAGCAUUUUUAAUCAGAUUGAAAUGGUGUUUCAUGAAUGUAGGAACUGUGUUAAAUUAACCUUGUAGGUUAAAAUAUUCAAACUGGGGGAACAGUUGAUAGAGAGAUAUUUUUUUCUUUCCAUUAACCCAUUCCCACCUUAAAUUAAAAAUGCCUUAAUGCCAAUUCUCUAUAACUCACAAUUUAGUGAAUAACCCCCAAAUGUGUUGCCAAAGAAGGGAAUAAGUAUCAAUAAUUAGAAGGGCAUUUUCAUCAUGUGUUCCAUGUGUUGCUAUAGCAACAGCUUUAGCUUGCAUGGCAAAGUUGUUCAGAUAACUGCUGUUGAUGCUCUGAAUAGUUCUGCAAUGUUUUCAGUGUUUGAUUUGUAUGGGAGAAAUCCUUAGAUUUAUCCCAAAUAGGCUCUGUUCAGAAAAUCUAUUUAAAUUGGACUUUACAGUUUACUGUAAAUAAUGUAAUACAUGGUCUAUAGAGAAAAAAUAAGGCUUUGUAGCAGAAUUUUGAUCUAUACAUCUCAUUAUCAAACUAUGCUGCCUUGCCUUCAUAAAAGGGGGUGUGCAGAGACACCUCAUGCUCUUUUGAGCAGAUACCGCUGCCUGCAUUCUGCAAAAUCCCCAAGCUUUCGCUGACACUAAUAAUUAGUUAUCGGAAUAUUAAAAAAAUGUCAUUGACCACCGUUGAUGCCAACAGGCACACAGUGUGUUUAAAUAUGCACACAUAAUUCUAGAUCGGAUGGAUUCUGAUUGGGUCCUGAUUGGGUUUAGUAUGGGAUGUAAUAAUGCAGUUCCAUGAUUACAAUGAUCACUGGAGGAUGUAUACUUAUAAAUAAGUAAUCAGUGCUUGAAAUAUUCCUGGGCAUUUUUUUUUUCAUAAUGAUUUAUGUCCUGAGAUUUUCUCGAUCUUAACUAUUUUUUCUAAAAUGUUAGCACUCUUGUCAUAUCACCAUAACCUGCUAGCAAGUGAAUACACUCCCUUUAUUAUAUUAUAUUUGGAACAUAGAGGGUAAACCAUUAAAACAGGAAUUGGGGAGAACUGACAUGUAAGCUUUAUAUUCUAGGCCAAAAAUUCCAUACUAUAAAAGUUUUCAGCUUCUUUUUCAGCUAGGGUUUUUUGACAUAGAUUUUGCAGUUCCCUUGUCAGUUUUGUGCAGUGUGAGUAAUAAUUGUACAUCCUAGUUGUUACUACAGUCUUUCUACAAAAUCAAGACCGGGUCUUGUGUUAAUUUUCCCCCAUCAAAAAAGCACACGGACUUAUUUUCGGGGCAAAAUGGUAGCGAGUAUGUACUAGAAAGCAGGUCUACGUUUGGGGGAAUUCCCCCGAACAAAGAUGAGUUCACUAGUGCAUGGAAUCCCGCAAAUCUAUGUUCGAGGAAACUUCACCGAACAUAGAUUAGUUUACCAGCUCAUGGAAUCCCGCAAAUCUAUGUUUGGGGAAAAGUCCCCAAACACAGAUUAGCGAAUUAGUGACUAGCAAUUAGGGCUUAUUUUCGGGGUAGGGCUUAUUUCCAUUUCCCCCCGAAAAUAAGACAUCCUCCGAAAACAAGCCCUAGCUUAUUUUCGGGGGAUAUCUUAUUUUUAAGGAAAAAGGGUAGUUCAAAAUUUCAAAUUCACAAUGUAUUGUUUAAGCUACUAGCCCAGAAAGAGUUAGUCAUGUAAACAGAAUCUCGAUAACAUCCAACCAUACCAAACCACAUUCUCCUGUACAUAUUCCUGACUGGUUGCCAAGUCUUCUCAAUUUUAGCUAGGUACACGUUGACAGAGUAUAAUAAUAUUUUUCAAUGCCAGUUUAAAAAUAAAAAGUUUUAUUUUAGCACCAUAUUUUUUGUUUUUGUUUUGUUGCUUAUAUGUGAAUAGCUAUUUAUUUUGCAAACAUUGUACAGUCGCUAAUGUGUGUGGUUAGAUAUCAACAUUUAUUUCUUGGGAAUAAAAAAAAAAAAUGUAAAUAUAAUUUCUUCUCAAUAAAUACAUUUUAAAUUAUGUUACAAUAA
Messenger RNA from Pelobates cultripes (western spadefoot toad), 4964 nucleotides. The record is from the annotation of a GenBank genome assembly. NCBI's taxonomy places the organism in Eukaryota, Metazoa, Chordata, Amphibia, Anura, Pelobatidae.